AUGUGUAUAUGAAGUGUAUAUGUGAGGGUGUUUAUUUGUGCAGCUCUUCAAAUCCUCAGCAGGAAUAUUUCAUAAAUUUCAGGAACUAUACGACAUAAGGGUGCUUGCUAUGUGUGUGUGUGUGUGUGUGUGUGUGUGUGUGUAUGGGGGGGAGGGGGGUGCGCGAGAGCGUGCCGUUCAAGAUAAAACGCAGGGGUCUUGCGUUUGUAAUGCGCGAGCGUGUGUGUGUGAUAAGAAGGGGGGCGCGAGAGACCCCGUCGCGUUUUGACCCCAGAAACGACUCCCGAUCUCCAGCAUCGCUCCCGCCUCCAUUCGGCUUUUUAAACCGGGCCCAUUGCUCGCUUCCCAUACACAUACACACUCGCGCGCGCGCGCACACACACUGUCUCUCUCUCUCUCUCUCUCUCUCUCUCUCUCUCUCUCUCUCACACACACACACACACACACACACACACACACACACACACACACAUUAAGACACGCGCAUAUCCUUUUACAGCUUCUUGUCUCGGUCCAUGGAUGUAGUGAUACACCGAGCAGAUCGCUACACUGCCGCCGGGAUCGGCGUCUCUCCAGCCCGCCAAGCAGCGCCGAUUCACCGCGGAACAGCCUGAGAUAGAGAGACGAGGAGAGAGAGAGAGAAAGCGAGAGAGCGAGCGAGAGAGAGAGAGCGCGAGAGAGAGAGAGGGGGAGAGCGCGAGCGAGCGAGAGGAUCCCCGCGUCUCAAGUGAUUGGGACUGGUGUUCUGUCCCGGACUGCCGGAUCGGUGUGUGUCGUCUUCCGCGAGAAGAGCGCGGCUUUCCGUGGCGCAUGGAGAAAAGGUAUGAAGAGCUGGUGCAGUACCCAGGGUCAGAGGUCAUGCCCAUGGGGGGGUACGGCGAAGCGAUGAGGUCGCUACCGCCACAUCACUAUGCCCAUGGCGUUCCUGACUCUCUCAAACACUACCGUGAUCAGAUCUACGGCCACCCUCUGUUUCCACUCUUGGCCUUGGUGUUUGAGAAGUGUGAACUGGCUACGUGCUCACCACGUGACUCCAGCUCCCUGUCAAAUGCAUCUCAUCAUCCCAGCAUGACGGGUCACAGCGACGUCUGCUCGUCUGAAUCGUUCAACGAAGACAUCGCGGCCUUCGCCAAACAGAUCCGUUCAGAGAAACCCAUCUUUUCAUCAAAUCCAGAACUGGACAAUCUGAUGAUCCAGGCCAUCCAAGUACUACGCUUUCACCUACUAGAACUAGAAAAGGUUCAUGAUCUGUGUGAUAAUUUCUGUCAUCGCUACAUCACCUGUCUUAAGGGCAAAAUGCCCACUGAUUUGGUGCUAGAGGAUCGCGAGUCCGGGUCCAAAUCAGACAUGGAGGAUUUCACAGGUUCUUGCACAAGUCUUUCAGAGCAGAAUCAGUCUUGGUUGCGAGACACAGAUGACUGUUUGUCAACACCGUCAGGCACCCCGAGCGCCUCCUGUGGACUUGCCACACACAGUGUGGACACUUGCAGCGACGUUGGAGAUGGACUGGACGGAGCUGUAGCAUCUCCUAGCACAGGAGAAGAGGACGAGACAGACCGAGACCGAAGAAACAACAAGAAACGAGGGAUCUUUCCCAAAGUGGCAACCAACAUAAUGAGAGCUUGGCUUUUCCAGCACCUAUCACAUCCAUACCCUUCCGAAGAACAGAAAAAACAACUCUCUCAAGACACAGGACUCACCAUCCUUCAGGUCAACAACUGGUUUAUAAACGCCCGACGCAGAAUAGUCCAGCCCAUGAUUGACCAGUCAAAUCGCUCAGGUCAAGGUGCCCCGUACAGCCCAGAGGGAGGCGCAUUAGGAGGUUAUGGAUUAGAAAGUCAGCCUCACUUAGGCCUUCGGACAGCAGGUCUUCAGGGAAUGCCGUCUCUGCCUGCAGACUACCCCGGUGCGCUCUUGCCCCAGCCGGGUUACACCCAUGCGGCACCGUCGCUGCACCCAUACCCCGGCCCCCACCCUGCCAUGCUACUGCACCCACCCCCCCAUCCGCACUCCGCCGAGCCUCUAAUUGGACAAGGCCUGGACAUCCAUGCCCACUGAGAGCGGGGGAGGGGAAGGGGUUAACAGGAAACUGGGCCCACGCACUCCGAGUGCACUAGUUUCACCUCAGUAACACGACGGCACGAUUUCAUAAACUUUGUCAUGUUACGACACUAACCCUUUAUAAUCACCGUCUUAAAAACUGUCACAAAACCUUCUAUGUCUUUUUUUUUUGUUACAUUACAAACUGAUAUCAGCGUCAGCACAGUGGUAUGGUUCAGGCUUUUUCCUACUGCACAAACGACUGGAAAUUUUGCCAACACAAAACUGGAUCUGGAUUUUGCUCCAUCAGCCAAAGUGCUGGGCCAAAAUUUUCCAGCUUUAUAGUUAUAGAUAAGCAUCAACAAAGAGCUGAUGGUACUCGGGGACGAGCUGUUCAUUCCAUGCAGAGUAUUUUGUAGAUUUGCCCACAUUGUGCUGUGCUAUUUCUUAACCCGUGCCAAUGUUUAAGUUUAAUUUCUUUUUUUUUUAAAGUAUAAGCACAACAAAUUUUUUUUUUUUUUUUUUUUUUUUUACAAAAAAAUGAAUUAAACAGAGGUUCUAAUGGUGUUGCAUAUGUCCAUUGUACAACUCUGUUUUCAUCAUAUUUUUGUUGGCAAUCUGGUGAAAGUUAAUGAAUUUUAUCAUAGUGCAAAUUUAUUGAUUAGUUCUUAUUGUUGAUGAAAUGUAAUAAUCCAUCGGCAAGCCUUUUCAGGCUCGUAAUUUCAUUCAUUUAAUCAUGUAUUCCAUGUUGAAUUUGAGCGUGGUGCUGUUCACGCUCAGAAAAAAGGGUACAAACAAGUGUUGUUGUUGUUGCUAGGCUGGUGCAUCUUUUGUAUGUAUCAUUUACCUAGAAAGGUGCAUAUAGUGUAUCUUUUAUACACAAAAACUAAAUACGGUUCAUUUUAUGUACCUUAAGUCAUUUUAAAAGGUGCACUAUCUGGGUGAAAGAUACAAAAACAUGCACCCUUGGUUCAGGGUACCACUCCUCCGACAAAAAAAAAAGGUAGUUUAAUACUGAAAGUGUUGCACCAUAAAGACAGAGUAGUCAUUUUUAUGUUAUGUCUAUGAAAUUGGUAGAGAAUGUCCCAGAAUCCCAAGUUCCAUUGGGUCAUGGAUUGGCUUGUCCUCAUUUCAGAUUGUGCAGUGGAAAAAUACCCAGACAGCCACACUGCCUGAAUGUUGCAUUUCUCACACAUUAACGUACACAACAUACAUGUUAAAAAAAUCGUCUGGUUAGACUCAUGUCUUCCUAUGGCCUUCCUGCUUCCUGAACUGAAAUUUAGGGGCUUUUGGAGCCUCUCUGCCUUGCCCAGAGACUGCUCAUCCGGAACGUGAACAGAGGAGCACACCAGAUAUCUGCAGUCUGGUGCCUUCACAACUGUACCAAAAAGUCCUGUAACUGUCUCCUUGAACCAACGUAUUCAAGCCUUCCCACAAACCCAAAGACUUAAUUGCUGGAUCUGUUCGACGAAACGAGAGCUUGAACUGUGAAAAAUAGCUGGGUUCCUCAAGCAGUCCUAUAUGCUAUGGACCAAUCCUAGUCUUCCCAUAAAGAGGGCAGUUUAACCCCUUGUCAUUAAUGGCACUCUUGUCAUUUGUACACCAUAUUUAAUUUAAUUUUUCUUUAAUGUUUAAUCUAUUUUUGUAUUUAUGUCUGCCAAAAACUCUGUAUCACCAAACUUUGAGUUGAUGUUAAUCUUCAGUUGUUUUUUUUUUUUUUUUUUCUUUUUUUUAAAGUUUGUAUUAAAAGUAGCAUUCACCAUGUCCUAACAGUCAUAUGUUAAGUUUGCUGUAAAGGAUCAAACUAGUGCAGUGUCUUUGUUAAUCACAUGUAUUCUGUGUUAACAUUUUUUGGUAAAGUGUUCAAACAGAGUAAAUUCUGUGAUGAGUUCUGCAAGUACUGAUGUCGGGUCCAUUUGGUUUCUUAUACAGAGGGAUAUGUUCCUGCCUGUUUUUAAGUAACUUGUCUAAUAUUUGGAAGCUAUCUUGUCAAGACCUUGUCCCUCACGUCUGUAAUAAUAAAACAAACAUAAACCCAGUGGUAAAAAUGAGGAUAAUACUUAUGAUGAUAAUUUGACGAUUACAUUACUAUAGACCAAAAGUUUCUUUCUCUUGUUUUAGAUAUAGUGAAAUAACAUAC
Ictalurus punctatus (channel catfish) is the source of this 4180-nucleotide messenger RNA. RefSeq names its product myeloid ecotropic viral integration site 3 (gene meis3). The transcript is spliced from 13 exons. Gene Ontology annotation, molecular function: RNA polymerase II cis-regulatory region sequence-specific DNA binding; DNA-binding transcription activator activity, RNA polymerase II-specific. Gene Ontology annotation, biological process: embryonic pattern specification; eye development; brain development. Lineage: Eukaryota; Metazoa; Chordata; Actinopteri; Siluriformes; Ictaluridae. The record is from RefSeq and is a predicted model, not a curated record. The coding region runs from base 811 to 2058 and encodes 415 amino acids.